ACAAUGGAUGCAGAAACUAUACCAUCCAGUCAACAAACCACAGAACUAGAGCUACACAUCAGCCCAAUUCUCACAAAUGACAAUGUUGAUGAUGUGGCUUUUGUAGGGAAUGCACAUCAUACAAAUGUGUUUGAAGAAGCAUGGAACCAGAUAAAAUCUCAUUUAUCCUCUUCAGACUCAGAGAAGGAUAUGAGUUCAGAUGAGAUGGAUGUGGACAAUAAUGACAACACCAUGCAUGACAACAAAGACUCUAUGCAGAUACACUAUUCAGAUAUUGGAGGUCAAGUACAUUCUCCUGUCAUGAAGCUUGAAGAAGGGGGAGAACAUCCUGAUGAGGGUACAACAAGUUUGGAUCAUAGUCAAACUAACAUUAAACAUCUGGGCAAGCAACAGAGAGAGGAGAAAGCACAUCAGAGUGAUGAAAAAAGUGACAGUGACAGUGAUAGCGAACCUGAGGUGAUGGAAAUAAACAAAGAAACACAAAAUGAGGACAAUGGAGAGGAACAGGUCAUGGUGAUAGAAGAGCAGGACCAGGCACAGGAGGAGCAGCCAAGAGAAAAAAGUCAGCAAACACAAAGUAAUACUCUUUCCACUUCCCUGUCAAUGUCUGUUUCUGGAGGCCCCAAAAUCACUAAAGGCCAGAACAAAGCAAAGAUAUUUCAGGGUAAUCGCAAAGAUGGACAAAACAGUACUGUUGCUCAGCCUGCUCAGAACACAGCUGUAGGACUUUGUGCAUUGCUAGAUGCGAGCCCAGGGAAAAAACCCAGACAGUACAAAAGCCACAAUAAGGACAAAUCCCAACCGGGGUUCAAUCCAUUCAAGCAGUUUGCUGACCACAUUGCCACAGGUAUCAGUGACACUUAUCUUGGCUGUGGCCUUGUGCCUGUCAUGAUGAACACCCUGCUGGAAAAUGGUCCUACCCUGGCCAAGAGAACCAUCAACCUGCGUGGCCUGGAUGAAAAGUACCUUGCUGCCUUUGAAAAAGAAGUCAAAGUCAAGCAACUCCGAAACAAGCAUGUGGAGAAUGCACUGUUCAUUGGAGUUCACCGCCCGCAUAUUGAUCUGACCAGCUUGGUGGACCAGAACAUGGGGAUUUUGACUAAUCCUGUCAAGUUCAAAGGUGUUUCAGGAACAGAGCCAGCAUAUGAGCUUGUGGUCAUCAACGGGUCUCACCGCAUUGAGUAUAUGCAGACCAAGUCAGAAUGGAUUGGUAUACUCAACGAGUACCAUGAAAUCAUAAAGAUGCAAAAGGAGGGCACAGCAACAGCAGAUCAUGCAGAGGCCAAGGAAAGGUGUAUCCGUGCAUUAGUAGAGAAUGGGGUGUGGUCUGCUAAAUUCUUUGAUAUUGACAUGAUCAACCAAAGUCCACAAGCUGCGAGUAUUAUGUUGGACCUUGCUCAGAACCGCCCCCUCAUCCAGAAGCUGGACACAGACACAGAUGAGCUGGGCAUGAUUCUCAAUCUGAUUGCCAAAACACAUCAGCAAAACCAGGAUCUGGUGCCCCAAACAAUGCAGGAAUACUUGAACCUCCACAACAAAACUGGAAACAACUCUGUCAUGCCUGCUAUUUUCCGCGACAAACUUUUGUGGACAGAGCUGCUCAAAUACAUCCGUGUCCCCCAAUUCAGAAAGGGCGACAGGGCUGGGUUCAGUACCCGUGUGGUGGGAAAUAUAGCCAAAACACACAGUGGUGUGAUGCUACCCCAGAUCCGGUUUCUCACCCAAGUCCUUGAUUUCCUGGCUACUCCAAUUGAGUUUGCUUCACAGAGUGAAUGGAAGAAAGAGUUUAACCAGACUCUACAAAAGCAAGGUAGCAGCAGCUCUGACACAUCCCGAGAAAGGGCCUGGAUGCUUUUUUAUCAAGCCAAGGUCCAAGAAGUUCAAAAAAUGGCUGAGACUUGGCUGGCAUCCAAUGAGUCAGACUGGAGUCUCCUUGAAAGAAAACACUUGGCAAUUUGGGAGGAUGUUUACUUGGCAGACAACAAUGCCAAAAGCUUGCUUGCAGGCUAUGGUGCACACCCAAAACGGCAUACACCUGAAUACAAUAUUGUCCAUGGCAAGAGAGCACACAUCUUCAACCUAUGUAUAUCCUCUGCCAGGGAGCAUGCUCGGAGCCUGUCAGCAGACGACACAAGUGAUGCUGCUGUGGUGGACAGAGGCAUGGCCAAAAAGUUGGUGCUUCUUGAAGACAUGAUGUUUGCCAAGGAUACCUUUGGCCGUGUUGCCCGGUUUGCACCACCACCAACCAAGUACUUUUUUUCAGGUGUGAACCAGGUCCUCACUGAGGUGAAGGGUGCAUUGGAACAG
This is a messenger RNA of Coniophora puteana RWD-64-598 SS2, 2307 nucleotides long. RefSeq lists its product as uncharacterized. The record is from RefSeq and is a predicted model, not a curated record. The transcript is spliced from 13 exons. The annotation marks the transcript as partial. Lineage: Eukaryota; Fungi; Basidiomycota; Agaricomycetes; Boletales; Coniophoraceae.